Molecule: messenger RNA, 8137 nt
Organism: Tachysurus fulvidraco (yellow catfish)
Lineage: Eukaryota; Metazoa; Chordata; Actinopteri; Siluriformes; Bagridae
Gene: gnas
Product: GNAS complex locus
Exons: 12
Coding region: 1448-2587 (379 amino acids)
Biological process (GO): sensory perception of chemical stimulus; adenylate cyclase-activating dopamine receptor signaling pathway
Cellular component (GO): heterotrimeric G-protein complex
Molecular function (GO): insulin-like growth factor receptor binding; ionotropic glutamate receptor binding; D1 dopamine receptor binding
Source: RefSeq, a predicted model, not a curated record
ACUAAGCUCCAGUGUACGGUGCUGGUGUGUGUUUAAAGAGGGCGCCUUCGGGCCACAGAAGUCCUACUUGCUGACGUUUUUGUGAAUGUCAUGUGAUUAGCCGCGGUCGGUAUACAGGGUUCAAUGAGAGCUGUUUGCCCCACCCAUCUCUUCAACGCUAUCUAGCUCAAUGUACGAUUCAAUGAGAAAAGGGAAAAAUCGCCAAAAACACUCUCGGCAAGCGGAUCAGCUCGCGUCCUUCCGAGAAGUGACACGAUCCGUCCGCCAAAAGCUCGCUGUCAUUGCGGUAUUUGUCUUUUUAAACGGGUUCUCUUCAUGGCUGUACGUGCACAUGUAUAACCCUGUCUAUCUGCAAGGAGAAUUCAAAACGGGUAACACAAAGCUUAAGCUGACAGCGGACUGAGAUGCAGUGAAAAAUCUCGCGUUGCUCGGAGCCGCUGCGUUGCCGCGUGCGCCGUCAUCGGAGCCACUCGGAACGUUCACGUAAAGCUGACGGAUGUGAGGACGAAUUCAAAUGACAUCAGCUAACGGAGAAGACAAAAAGCCUCUUGAUCUGAAUAGCCACAAAACCCGUCUGUUAUCAUUGUAUGCCAGCAGGAAAAGAAACGUUUAACUUUGGGAUUUAAUUAAAAACAACAACAACAACAAACAACAACAACAACAACAGAAAACAACAGCACUCAAAAAAAAAAAAAACUUGUGAUGUGACAUUAUUUCAUAGCGGAGUUUAAAGAGGUUCAUGUCGGCCACGGGCUCCAGGCGGAAUGAACCACAGGCCGUCAGUUUGUGGGAGACAUUUAUCUCUUCAGAUUUUUUAUUAAAACGCUAAUAAAUCGCUUUUCCACGUCUUAAUGUGUCGAUGAACGGAUGUAACAGGAACGAAUAUUAAAACCCCGUUUCGUGGUGACUGAUGGUUUUGCGCCGAGCGCCGGCCGCGACUGUCAUUUUGGGGAAGCGACUAUGGUUUGACGACGAGAAACGUGUUAAAUCACACUCGGAUUUCUGGAACAGCAAGACAAAGAUGUUGAUGUAACGUCGUGAACCACAAGGCGAAGUGUAAAACUCCCGCUCGGAUAUUACUGCACCAAAACGCUCGGAGGACUCGGCCUUGUGUGUAGGCCGGCCUUGGUGUUUUCACCACCAUCACAAGCCCUCCGUCUCUUUCCAUAAAGCUCCUACUGAGCACUCACUUAAAGGCACUGCUUAAAAAUUUCCCCCUUCAUCCCUUUAAACGAUUGCCCCAUUCAUCCCGUGUGCUGUUCUUCCUCGGAAUUUGCACAUAGAAAUGUCAGAAUUCCCAAUCAUUGGAAUUUGAACACGUUCCAACCAAGGAUUUAUUUAUUUAUUAUUAUUAUUAUUAUUAUUAUUAUUUUUUUUUUUUUACAUAUUUCUUUACAUUCAUUCCCCAUCCACAAACAUUUUCCUUUUUUAUUGGGACUUUGGGAAGAUGGGGUGUUUGGGCAACAGUAAAACAGAAGACCAACGUAAUGAGGAGAAGGCCCAGAGAGAAGCAAACAAAAAGAUAGAGAAACAGUUACAGAAAGACAAACAGAUAUACAGAGCGACCCAUCGGCUACUACUGUUGGGAGCUGGAGAAUCGGGCAAAAGCACUAUAGUAAAACAGAUGCGCAUUUUACAUGUCAAUGGCUUCAAUGCUGAAGAGAAAAAACAGAAAAUUCAGGAUAUUAAGAAUAACAUAAAAGAAGCUAUAGAGACUAUUGUGACUGCAAUGAACAGUUUGGUACCUCCAGUUCAGUUAGCCUGUCCAGCAAACCAGUUUCGAAUCGAGUACAUCCUCAAUUUAACCAAUCAAAAAGACUUUGAAUUCACUUCGGAAUUUUAUGAACACACUAAGACCCUGUGGCAGGACGAGGGAGUAAGAGCCUGCUUUGAGAGAUCCAAUGAGUAUCAGCUGAUUGACUGUGCUCAGUACUUCCUAGAUAAGAUUGACACUAUAAAGCAAAGUGACUAUACACCUACUGAUCAGGACUUGUUGAGAUGCAGAGUGCUGACCUCAGGGAUCUUUGAGACAAGGUUCCAAGUGGACAAAGUUAAUUUUCACAUGUUUGACGUUGGUGGUCAAAGAGAUGAACGAAGGAAAUGGAUCCAGUGUUUUAAUGAUGUGACUGCCAUUAUAUUUGUGGUAGCAAGCAGCAGCUAUAAUAUGGUCAUCCGAGAAGACAAUCAAACCAACCGUCUCCAAGAAGCAUUAAACCUGUUCAAGAACAUAUGGAACAAUAGGUGGCUUCGAACAAUUUCUGUUAUUCUUUUCCUAAACAAGCAAGACCUACUAGCUGAGAAAGUUCUGGCGGGAAAAUCGAAAAUAGAGGAGUAUUUCCCAGAGUUUUCACGCUACACUACACCAGAUGAUGCUACACCUGAAUUGGGGGAGGACCCACGAGUUACAAGAGCAAAAUAUUUCAUCCGAGAUGAGUUCCUGAGGAUCAGUACAGCAAGUGGGGAUGGUCGCCACUACUGCUAUCCACACUUUACUUGUGCUGUGGACACAGAAAACAUCCGCCGGGUAUUCAAUGACUGCCGUGACAUCAUCCAGCGCAUGCAUCUCCGGCAAUACGAGCUGUUGUGAUUGCCAAAUCAUCACUGGAACCCAGUCUAGAACUUUCUACAGGCUUCCUGUCCUACUCAUGCCCCAAAAAUUCAACCAUGAAACUUACUAUUUAUGAGUUUCCAGGACACACAGCAACAUAUAAGAGACACACAGACACAGGCUUUCUCCAUCAUGAGAUAGCUGUGGGGCAAAGCGAAUACUGUAUCAUUCAUGAACAAGGGUGACUGUGCAAUCAAGAGAAGACAAUAUAGCUAAUGACCACCAAUGUCAAAGGAGAGUGGGUGAAUACAUACACAUAUGCUUGGAAAGACAGGAAAUAAUAAAAGUUUGAUUAGGACUACCGAAUAUCUGCACACUUUUUGAGGCUCUGCUCAAGAUGAAGAAGAUAUUUGUAUGGCAUUUACACACCUGUACAAUCCGUCUUCACACCCUCUGUCCUGUGUAUGUUAAACGAUAGCCAUGUGUCUAAUUAUGUACUAACCACACACAUGCACACCACUAUUGUGAAACUCCGCUCUUUGCCUGAGUGAGCCUGUUGUCUCUCCACUUCUCCCAACCAAAAUGGACUAUUCCAUGGAAAAAUCAAAAUGAUGGCUUAAUGCAAAGACAUGGUGAAAGAAUGCAAACCUUUAUGGUUAGUUUGAAUGCAUAAAAAGGGGUUAGAAUUAUGGAGUAUUUUCAGCUCCGGGUUGCUGUGCUUGCAGAGCACAAGACCAAUCACAUGAUUCUUUCUCCAAAUGCAACAAGGAGAAUGUACAGUGAGAACAUACAAUGCAUAGAUUAAUGCUGAAUUACAAUUACAGUGCAAAAAUAAAAUAAAAUAUAAUAAUUAAACGUGCGUGCACACAGAUAUACAUCUGUGUAUUCCUGUAACAGCACGUGAGCUCUUCUGUUUCAUGAGUGUUAUGCACGGUGUGUGCAAAUAAUGCCUUUAUUCACAGUUUUAAACCUUCUCUCCCAUUCACUCCAUCAGUCUGUCUCUCUGCAUCCUCUCCCUUUCACACUUCCUGUACCCUACUGCAGUCAUCUUGUACACUGACAUGUUGGGACUGAGAGUAGAAAAUUUCAUGAGAUUUAAAAGAGGUGCAAAAUUCAAGGAACUUGACUCCUGUUUUUAUCUCUCUCUCUUUCCCCCUUCAUCUUGGCUUUUUGAAUUUAUUUGUAUUUCUUUGCUGGUUGUUAUUCUUGUACAGACUGUAAAAUGUAAUAUUUUGUACAACUUUAUUGAAGAAAAAAGUAAUUGUAGAAGCUCCCUGUGCCUUGAUCAUGAUUGUACUGGUAAAAUGAGCUAAGAUAUAAGUAAGGUAAUGUUACAUUGCGCUGUUCAGCUCCACCCUACCUCCUUCAUUUCCAUGCGACCCAAAAAAAUCUUCAGUCUCUUCACACUCUUGCAUAAUAUUGACCAUUUUUUGUACUGAUCUAAAACCAAAUUUCUUUUUUAAUUAAAAAAAAAAAAAUUAAUAGAAGAAAAAUGGCAAAACUGGUCUUAUGUCAAGGGAAGAAGACUCCAUGUAGUGCCAUUCGUCGGAGUGUGGGGAGCUGCUGUGUAUAACGGUCGACGUUUUCUUUUAAUGCAUUUCCAUUCGUCUUUGUUUCUUUUAUGUGUUUUUCCCUGACCAUAAUGUAUAUUUUAUCCUUAAAAAAACUGAUCCUAUGUAGUACAGAAAAUGAGAAACAUAAUUAAUAUGCAGUACAUAUAUACACACACAAUUGAUAUAUAAAGUGUCCACAACCUAUGAAUGAACUCCUACCUCAAUGUGAAAUCACACCAUAUUAAAAUUAAGUGAGAAAAAAACAGAAAAUGUUUAGAGAAGUGUGGACACCCCUACAGUAAUGCUUUAAUAGUAUAGUAAUACUUUAUAGUGACAGUCUACUGUAUAAGCAUGACACAUCUUGAUCCUUCUAAAUCCAUCAAAUUGUAAGUGCAAAGACUACCCUACAGAUUUUUAUUUCAUGUCUGGGCUGUGGUUAGGUCGUUCAAAAACAUUGAUAUUUAAUUGGUUAAGCACAUAUUUUGUAUAUUUGGAUGUAGGAUUUGGGUGAUUGUCAUGCUAAAGUGUAAAAUUCAUUUUCCUGUUUAGCUAACCGACUUUAUGAAUGAUGUGUUUAACAAUUACUUUUGAACAAGAUUGAAUACUUUUGGCUCAUCCUGAUCACAGCCACAUCCACAAUUAUAAAGGCUUGCACACUUCUGGAACCAGGAUAUUGUCCCUGUCCAGAUAAUUUUCCCUGUAGUUCCUAUAUGUGUUUCUGAUUCUUUCUCACUUAAUUAAGUUACAUUGUAAUUACAUAUUGAGGGUAAGCUCUGACAUGAUUUAUGUGGGAUUCAUUUUUUUUUUUUUUUUUACAUCACAGACAAAUCCAAUUUGAAAAGAGUGUGUAAAUGUUUUUUUUUGUGUGUGUGUGUGUGUGUGUUAAAAGAUAUUUAUUACAUUUGGACAUUGACAAAGUUAUUCUUUAGUUGUCUAUUAAAGUAGCUAGAGCUGCAAUAAAGUGCUGUAAAGAAUAUGAACUCAUAGGACAGACUUUCAGCGAAAUAUCUUCAGUAUUUACUCCCAAAUAGGGUAAACUGUACACACUUCAUUUAUUUAUUUUUAUUAUUUACUUUUAAGGGACCAAUGGUAAUCGGACAAUUGGCUCAGCUCUUCAAUGGUCAGGCGCAAGUUAUUCCCUCAUUAUUUUAGAAGUAAAAUACAGUCAAAUGGCACACUUGAAAAACUCAUUUCAAGUUUGCCAUUUGACCAAAUCAAUCAUUUGGUACUGUCUAAAAAAGCAAGAGCACAUUCAGUAGAUCAGGUACACCAAAAGAAAAAUUAUUUCCCUGGUGAAGAAAAAAUACUUUACUUUAAACUCUUGGCCAGAUUAAAUACACCUUCCAAGAGGUAUGGAUAUCGUUGUCAUAGUCAACAAUCCAAAAAAAGAAUUACACAGAAUUUACAGUAAGAUGUAAACUAUAUGUAAACCCCAAAUUAGAAAGAACUGAUUAGCUUGCCAAUAACGUUGUUUAAGUCCAUACAAUUAUGGACAACAUUCUAUGAACAGUCGAGACAAAUAAUGAUCUAGUAGUAGAAUGUUGGGAAGAGUAUGAAGAAGGGAAUCAGCUACCCAUAUUCUAAAGCAUACCACCUCAUUUAAUGACAUGAGCAUGUAUUUCUUUCAGUGGACCUGGUUUCCUUGUAUUCAUUGAUGCAAUUGCUGGCAAAACCAGCAGGAUUCAUUCUGAAGUGUACAUAACUAUAUUAUUUGCACGGAUUCAUUCAAAUACAUCACAUCACACAUACUGGAUGGCUUUUUCACUGCAUAUGGGCAAUAACCCAAAGUGUACUUCAGAAUAAAGUAGAAUGUUGGUCAUAUAAAUUGGUCAAAUAAGCAUUAAGCAAAACUAAUUGGAAACUAAGGAAAAUGGCAGGGAAGAAAAAUUGUCUAGUGAUGUCCAAAGGUUCUAGGCUUCAUCCAAUCAUUAAAUUUAAUGUGUCUGCUACCCAAUAUUAGUUUUUCCAAUUACUUUUGGUCCUUUAUUAAAGAAGGGUGGGAAUUGUACAGCACUUAUAAAAAGAUGUAUAUACCCUAAAAUUAGAACUGAAAGUGUUUCAUUAUUUCAUUUCAGCUAUAUACCGUAUGUAUAUGUUAGUAGACAGCUAAAACAAUACAAUUGUCAGUGUCCUAAUAUUUCUGAACCUAACCUGAUGAGUUGAUACAUACGCUAUAUGGCCAAAUGUAAGUAGACACCUUACCAUCACACCUAUAUUGAUGUUACGAUGCCACACUUACACACAGCAGGAAGCUUGAAAAACCUACAUGCUUCUAAGAAGGCUUUUUACAAGAUGUUGGAGAGUGUCUGUGGGAAUGUGUGCUAAUUCAUUCAAUAGACCAAUUGAUAAGUUUAGGCACUGAUGUUGGAUAAGAAGCCUGGCUCAAAAUCAAUGUUCUAAUCCAACAAGAGGGUUGAAGUCAGGUCUGUGUUUAAGGCAGAUGGCAUUUCACCAUGCCAACUCCUCAAACCAUGCCUUUAUGGAACUUGCUUUGUGCACAGGAGCAUAGUUAACUGGAACAAGAGUGGGAAAGGGCCUUCCCCAAACAUCUGGUAGUAUACAAUUCUUAAAAAUGUGUUUGUAUGUUGUAGCAUUAAUAUUGUCCUGCACUGGAACCAAAAGGCAUAGCCUUUUAUAAAAAAAAUAAUAAUAAUUAAUAAAUAAAUAAAUAAAUAAAUAAAUAAAUAAAUAAAUAAAACAUUAUUCCCACCUCCACCAAACUUCCCUAUUGGCACUAUGCAUUCUGUUAAGUAGUGUUCUAACAUUCUUCAAACCCAGAAUGAUCCAUCAGACUGGCAGACAGUGACCCAUAAUAAAUCACACCACAGAACUUUCCAUUUCCAUAUGGAUUUUUUUCCAGCAGGUCUUUACACUGCUUCAGCCAAUGCUUGGCAUUGCAGAUAGUGCUUUUAGGCUUGUGUGCUGCUGUUUAGCUGUAAAAACCCAUUUUUAAAUGCUUCAGACAACAAUGUUUUUGUGCUGAUUUGGCUUCAAGAGGAAGCUAGGUAAUAUAUAGUGAUUGAAUAUAUUUAGUGAGCAAUUUUCUUUCUUUUUUUGCACUAUGCACUUCAGCAGUUGGCAGCACUACACUGUGUAUUUGUGUGGUUUUUGUACUGCUUUAUGGAUGAGGUGCUGUAGCUCCUAGAUGCUUCUAUUUCACAAUAUUAACACACAUGACAGUGACAGAUCUAGCAGUAUUUUGUGGUAAAGCUGGUAUCCUACAACUGUUUCAAGUUUAAAGUCACUGAGCUCUUCAGUACAACAUAUUUUGCAUAGAUGGCAGAGACUGCAUUGCUAUGUGCUUUAUUUUAUGCACAAGUUAGUAAUGGAUGUGGCUGAACAAUUUAAAUGCAAUAAUCAAGUGUCCACAUACAUUUGGCCAUAUACUGUAGUGUGUCAUGAGGUCGGAAAUUGGGCUUAACUGUUUUAUAGCUUUAACUCCAAGGAGAUUCCAAAAAAAUCCAAAUGCAAAAUCUCUCAUUUUUCUGACAAACCAAAUCCCUUUGAUAAUAAAGAGUGAAAGUACCAAAACGGAGAAAAAGUAAGUGCCAUUUAAUUGUUAAACUUGUUCAGAAAAUUCAGAUCUGGUUAAAAGACUUUGCAUCUGCCAAGAGCUGCUUUUGUAAACAUAACUAUGACUUAACCCAAAUUCCUGUCCUGCUAGCCAUCACACAGGAGCAGGGGCCAGCAUUGGUCCACCUUUGUCACCAGCAUUAUAUUUAUUCUUUCUAUUUAUUUGUCAUUUUAUACUUUGUUUUAUUUUUGCAAAGCAAAAUUUUUGAGUAAAAAACCCUUCUAAGUAAUACUGACCAGUCUGAGAUGGUCAUAUCUUCUGCAAGAUGUUUAAGUAUGACAUUAAUUUCCCUUUUGCUGUUGUUUCCUAUUUCAAACAGCAAUAAGUGAGUGAGAUUCAAAUUGCCCUCCUUUUUGACUCUUUCAAUGAUACAUGGUUUUAGUGUACAUGUUGCUUUUCCUUCCAUGUCUCACAAUUUGCUGUACAUUUUGUACAAAGUUUCAAAUUAAAGCCAAAACUGUC